GGCUCCAGCACGCUCUUUCGUCUUGCCACUCUCCCUACCUUCCUGGCCCGGUGGUGACGCUCGCUCUGCUCCACUCAUUCCUUCUCUCCACCAAGAUGCGCUCGUUCCUCUUGCUCGCCGCCGCUACGGCGCCACUCGCCCAAGCUGUACGCAUCGUCCAGUCCAACGACGACGGCUGGGCAGAAAUUAACCUCCGGACCUUUUUCAACGUCUUGACCUCGGCAGGCCAUCAGGUAGUGCUCUCUGGACCGGCUGAGAACCAGUCUGGCACAGGCUCGUCCGACAAAGCGCCGACAACUGUCGGCAGCGACGGCUGCAUCCACGCCUCUUGCCCAGGCGGGAGCCCCCCAACUGGCGCAAACGCAACAGAUCCUCGCCUGAAUUACGUCAACUCGUUUCCCGUCACCUCCAUCAAGCAGGGCAUUGACGUUACCGCACCUGCUUUGUGGAAUGGGGCCAAGCCUGAGCUUGCCCUAACCGGACCGAAUGUCGGUAGCAAUGUUGCUGUCCAACUUCCCUUCUCUGGAACCGUUGGAGCCGCCGUUUACGCAGUCAAGACGGCCCAGAUCCCAGCCAUUGCCUUCUCAGGCAAGAGUGGCGAGCCUACUGCUUGGAACGCCCCCACGCCUCUCUACAGCAAAGUUUACGCCGACCUCGCUCUUAACGUAACUAGCACCAUCAUCAAAAGUGGCAAGCCGUACCUGCCCGCAAACACGUUCCUGAACGUCAACUUUCCCGAAGUUUCCGACUCCCGAUGCAGCGACCCCAGCCAGUUCAAGUUCAUCUUUACUCGCGUCAACACUGGCGUCUUUAGCUCCCGCGAUGCAGAAUGGUGCGGUAGCACGCGCCUGCCCUGGGAAGCUGAUGUCAUCCUGCUCCGGGGCAGGGACUGCUAUGUUACCAUUAGCCCUGGCGAUGCAAACGACAAGUCUACUGUGAAUGAUGCCGCUGUUCAGACUCAGAUUCUCAACAAGCUCAAGCCUAUCUUGUCGUGCUUGCCUUGA
Messenger RNA from Bipolaris maydis ATCC 48331, 1004 nucleotides. Its product is annotated as survival protein sure-like phosphatase/nucleotidase. NCBI's taxonomy places the organism in Eukaryota, Fungi, Ascomycota, Dothideomycetes, Pleosporales, Pleosporaceae. Gene Ontology annotation, molecular function: nucleotidase activity. The record is from RefSeq and is a predicted model, not a curated record.